Messenger RNA from Symbiodinium sp. CCMP2456, 579 nucleotides. The record is from the annotation of a GenBank genome assembly. Lineage: Eukaryota; Dinophyceae; Suessiales; Symbiodiniaceae.
AUGGUGGGGCAGCGGCUGCAAAAGUACAUCUCGAGUUGGGGCCUUGAUCCUGGCGAUGUGCCCAAAGUUAUCACAGUAUUUCUCGGUGCCAAGUACGUCACCCUCGGGGUGUUCGUCCUUGUGGGAACCAGAUUCCAGCCUUUGCGCCGGGUGUUUCCGAAAAGGCGAACCGUAACAUCAGCCUGGUCACAAGUCAAGAGUCGUUUGGCGGCGGGGCGGCCGCAAUCGACACCCGAAGAGGGUGGCUGGUAUGAGUGGGCCUCUGACAGAUACUGGCAGAUGUCUGACAAGAUACAAGCACGGCUGCAGACGAAUCGAUGGUGGAUGAGCCUGGCAGAAAGAACGGGACAGAACCCUACAAGACUUGUUCUCGGCGUUGCCGAAGGCACGCUUCUCUGCAAGCUAACAUAUCCGUUGUGGGGGCCUUUCGAGCUGUGGGCGAUAUUGUACACGCUCAAGCAACGCAGCCUUCAUGCUGCUCAUGGUUCUGAGGGCCCGGACGGUGACCUUAUGGAGCAGUACACGCAUGCCGCGGCUGCUGCGGAAGAUGCACAAGACCUGUCCCCCGGACCCUUGUGA